GAGAAAAUAUAUAUUAGAGGCUAUAAUGGCGUCCAAACGACAACCGGAUGAGAGUGUGAAAACAGACAAGAAGAAGAAGAAGAAGAAGAAGACGACUUGUGAAGAAACAGCUGAACUUUGUUCAGUUGUGGGAAAGCUAAUUGAGACUAGCAAGAACCCAGGGCUCGGAAGAACAGAGCCACAUAUCGCAGGACUGAGGGCAGCACUGUUUGGGCGUUUCCGGUCCUGGCUCGGGGAAGUGUUGGGGGUUGAACUGGAGCCCACUGUGGAUAUUUCUUGUGCAAAAUAUGAAUACACAGAUGUUCUUUUGUGUCAUGAUGAUGAAUUGGAGGGGAGGCGCGUUGCUUUCAUCCUGUAUCUCGUGCCUCCGUGGCAGAGCAGCGACGGGGGAACCCUCGAUCUUUACACAACAGACAGUAAUUUCCAACCGCAGAGUAUAGUGAAGUCGCUCAUACCCUCUUUGAACACGCUCGUCCUCUUUGAAGUUUCUCCAGUCUCCUUUCACCAAGUGUCAGAGGUUUUGACACAGGACAAGUGUCGUCUGUCUCUGAGCGGCUGGUUUCACGGGCCGUCUUUGGAGCGUCCUCGUCGCCACAUAGAGCCCCCCGUCCCACGGAGCCCACACUUACCGAGAGAUGAAACAUUGCUGCUGGAGUGGGUCAAUCCAGUGUACCUGGACAUCUCCUACCAAGAGCAGAUUCAGGAGGAGUUUGAGGACAGCUCUGAAAUUCAGCUCAAAGAUUUUCUCAAGGAGGAGAAGUUCAUGGAGGUGAGGGAAGCACUGCGACUCACUCAGAUUCAGUGGACGAGGAGAGGUCCGCCUAAUAAGAGAUGCUAUGAAGCAGCCUCUCUGGAUACCCUACCUCAGUGUGUGAGUGCAUGUUGGGAGCUGCUUCGUUCAGAGGCUUUCUUCCUGCUUCUCUCCAACUUCACCGGCCUUCGAUUGCACUACCUGUGUCCUGCUGAUGAUGACAAUGACAGUAAAGACGAGGAGAAAGAGGACGUACUCGACGGAAAGGCGAUGGGGUCUUCGACCGAAUCACCAUCAGCAAAUACGAGCAGAGAGAAAGAGCCAAGCACACCUGUGUGUUGUGGUGAACUGCGUCGAUGGUCUCAUGGCGACUACACUCUGUUGCAUGAUGCAGAAGCAGCGCGGGCAGAGUACGCUCUGGACCUUGUUUUACCUUUUUGCGGUGCGGACUGGCAGUCAGAGUUUGGGGGCUUCACGUGUUACGUUGCUAAUGAAGAGGAUGAGGAGCUCCUGACAGUGUAUCCAGAGGAUAAUUCCCUCGCCCUUGUCUACAGAGACAAAGAAACCCUCAAAUUUGUCAAACAUGUCAACCACAAAAGCUCCUCUGGUUCUGCUAACAGUUUUUAUGACUUCUCUUUUGUGUACUAUGAAUAAAUAAAUAAAUAUUAUAUAUAUAUA
This is a messenger RNA of Perca fluviatilis (European perch), 1429 nucleotides long. It is a transcript of the gene ogfod1, whose product is annotated as 2-oxoglutarate and iron-dependent oxygenase domain containing 1. Gene Ontology annotation, molecular function: iron ion binding; L-ascorbic acid binding; peptidyl-proline dioxygenase activity. The record is from RefSeq and is a predicted model, not a curated record. The coding region runs from base 26 to 1405 and encodes 459 amino acids. Gene Ontology annotation, biological process: regulation of translational termination; peptidyl-proline hydroxylation. Gene Ontology annotation, cellular component: cytoplasm. NCBI's taxonomy places the organism in Eukaryota, Metazoa, Chordata, Actinopteri, Perciformes, Percidae. The transcript has 13 exons.